Thalassophryne amazonica is the source of this 2985-nucleotide messenger RNA. RefSeq names its product collagen, type IX, alpha 3 (gene col9a3). The record is from RefSeq and is a predicted model, not a curated record. The coding region runs from base 187 to 2223 and encodes 678 amino acids. NCBI's taxonomy places the organism in Eukaryota, Metazoa, Chordata, Actinopteri, Batrachoidiformes, Batrachoididae. The transcript has 32 exons.
AGCUCAGCCCCUUCGACUGGAGGCUCGGGUUUAUCUGGAAGCAAAAGGAGCCAUUCAGGAGCUGCACGCCGCGAGGAGAAGGAAGGCUCCGUCUCCAAUACUGGGGAGGAGUGAGGGAGGACCAGGAACAGGAGAGUCAAAGUUUUUUCAGCCUAAUUUCAGGAUUGUGAGGGUGACUGGGACUCCAUGGCGAUGAUUUGUGCUUUUUGGCUGCUGUUGCUGUGCCAGCUUUUAACCUCAUCCUCAGCACAGAGGCCGGGCCCCAGAGGAGCUCCAGGACCACAAGGACCCCCAGGGCCACCAGGGAGAGAUGGCGCUGACGGAAAACCAGGUCCUCCUGGACUGUCUGGAAGACUGGGUCCCAAAGGGAAAGCAGGAAUACCAGGAUUACCAGGAAAACCAGGUCUGGCAGGAUUUCCUGGGAUAGACGGUUUGACAGGUCCAGACGGCCCUGCUGGGAGGGACGGACCUCCAGGGGAAACUGGUGAACCUGGACCUGCUGGGCUGCCUGGACCUCCCGGCAGAGGGAAACCAGGAGCUCCCGGUCUACCUGGAACCAACGGAUUGCCUGGUGGAGUGGGACCCCAGGGAGCGGCAGGUGCUGAGGGUCUUCCAGGGCUUCCUGGGCCUCCUGGUCCUGAUGGACCCCCAGGUCUUCCCGGCACUCUUCACGAUGUGAGCGGCGACCUUCUGUGUCCUGCCAUCUGUCCCCCUGGUCCCCCAGGUCCCCCUGGAAUGCCUGGAUUCAAAGGUCACACAGGACAUAAAGGAGACAAGGGAGAGUCUGGGAAAACCGGGGAGCAGGGUGACGCGGGUCCACCUGGCCCACCAGGCAUUCCCGGUACCGUGGGUCUACAGGGCCCACGUGGUCUGAGGGGGCUGCAGGGCCCGAUGGGACCAGUUGGCGACAGAGGUCUGUCUGGUUUCAGGGGCAAGCCUGGCAUCGCUGGCAUCAUUGGAAAGACAGGUGAUGCUGGAUCUAAAGGACCACAGGGAUUUAGAGGGCCGAAAGGAGGCAUUGGAAAAAUUGGUUCCAAAGGAGCUUCUGGGGGAGCAGGACCCAAAGGGGAGCCCGGAAUUCCGGGCAGAGAUGGAAAAGAUGGCACACCAGGAUUGGAUGGCGAGAAGGGUGAUCCUGGACGCCAUGGUGUAGUUGGAGAGAAAGGACCCAAUGGACUUCCUGGUCUUCAAGGAAAACCUGGUGCAAAGGGCUCUACUGGAGAAGUUGGUGAUUCAGGGAAACCUGGGGAGAUGGGGUCCUCUGGAGAACCAGGUAUUCCUGGAGACAUUGGCGUCCCAGGAGAGCGGGGAAUACCAGGACCCAGAGGAGUUGCUGGCGGCAUUGGAGUGAUGGGAAACCCAGGGCCUCAGGGAGGUAAAGGCUUCCAGGGGGUAAAAGGCGGUCUUGGUGAUCCAGGUCUGCCAGGGCCAACAGGAAUCCGUGGAGAGUUUGGUGAACGGGGUCCAGUUGGAGCUUCAGGCGCUAAAGGAGACAUGGGUGUCGCAGGAAGUGAUGGUUUACCAGGAGAGAAUGGAGAGCCUGGUCCUUUUGGACCAACUGGACGGAAAGGAGAGUCAGGGAAACGAGGUGAACUAGGACCUAAGGGUGUGACAGGUCCACAAGGAGAGCUAGGGCCUAGAGGUCAGCCAGGUACACCAGGAUUAAUGGGCUUCCAAGGGGAACAAGGUCUGCCUGGAAUAGUGGGAAAACCAGGCGUGCCUGGAAACCUGGCAAGUGAACAGCGCAUCAGAGAGCUUUGUGGUUCAAUGAUCGAUGAUCAGAUUGCACAGCUGGCCGCUAACCUCCGGAGACCCCUAGCCCCUGGAAUGGUGGGUCGCCCUGGCUCUCCUGGGCCUCCAGGAAAGCCAGGUGUUGCUGGAUUUAUUGGGCAUCCAGGUGUCCGUGGUCCACCAGGGUACACAGGCCUGCCAGGAGACCUGGGAGAUCCUGGUGCCAGAGGUGAUGUUGGUGAGCCGGGUGACAAGGGACCAAAUGGAAAAGCCAUUGAUGGGCCCACUGGAGAUCAAGGACACCAAGGUCUUCCAGGGGUUCCUGGUAUAGCCAAAGAUGGCCGUGAUGGAUCUCCAGGAGAUCCAGGUGAGCCUGGAGAGCCAGGCAGGGUAGGAAGGACUGGACACCAGGGACCUCCUGGAAUCUGUGACACAUCAGCCUGCCAGGGAGCAUCAGUCGCUGGGAAGUCCUCAAAUCCCAAAAACCAUUAAACAUUACUUCACCACAAGGAGGACUGAUGAUAAGUGAGAGAACAAAAGGACGGAAGAAGAGGGCAAUCACAAAACUAUCCUCUUUAAUUAAAUAACGUGUAUCACAAGAUGAGAAACGCAACAUCAACAGGUGUGAUUAUCUUAAGAGGAUUAGUGGAACCUUCAAAGAGCACAAUUAACACCAGAUGAACCAUAAGACAAAAAAAAGACAGAAGGAAACAAAGAAAUCAAGGUGACAUCGAUAAAUAUAUAAAGUGGACAGAAGCACAAGAAUUCAAGACAACAGCUGCAUUGCUCCAAAAACUGACAGAACAAGAAAAAUGAACAAUGGAUUUUCUUUUUUUAAAAAGGUUUAAAAAAAAAAACUUUAUACGUGUUUCCAGGCACCACAAGCAAAGCACCAUGUAUGAAUUGUAAAAGUAAUAAAAAUACCCAGGUGUGGAAACAUUGUAUAUAUUAAUGCAAAAAAAAAGUUUAGAACAUUUUUUGUUGUUGUUGUUUUUACAGCAUUUUAAUUAGAGAAGAAAGUGUAACUGUGGAUAAAGAAAUGUGAAACUGUAAAAUCUCAAAAUUUUAGGACCACAGUAAUUUUCUUUUUUCUAAUUUGAAAUGACCACAUCCAUGAUGUACUACCAGUGCUGUAAUUAUUAAAUAUACAUGACUUUACAUGCUAUUUAUUAUUUGUGAGUGACUGUGUGUACAGUAAGAUGCUACAGCGCCAUGUUGUAAGAAAAAAACAAACAAAUAAAGCCACUUUUCAGU